This is a messenger RNA of Saccostrea echinata, 2313 nucleotides long. RefSeq lists its product as uncharacterized. Gene Ontology annotation, biological process: DNA integration. The transcript has a single exon. The record is from RefSeq and is a predicted model, not a curated record. Lineage: Eukaryota; Metazoa; Mollusca; Bivalvia; Ostreida; Ostreidae. The coding region runs from base 1 to 2313 and encodes 770 amino acids. Gene Ontology annotation, molecular function: nucleic acid binding.
AUGAUAUUACGGAAGAUUGUAACAGAUAAUUCUGAUUGGGAUAGUCCUCUGCCGGAACAGUACCGUUCUGAAUGGGAGUCGUGGAAAACGGAACUUCAGUGCCUCCAAGAUAUUAACAUUCGCCGCACGUACAUGAACCAUGACGCCUCUCUCAGCAAAGCUGUAAGACGAGAAAUUCACCUCCACUCUGAUGCAUCUGAGGAUGCAAUUGCAGCAGUGGCAUAUCUGAAGACCAUUUCCCAGGAAGGCAAGAUACAUGUUGGAAUCAUCCUAGGCAAGGCAAAGGUAGCACCUAAACAUGGAAAUUCGAUUCCACGCCUUGAAUUAUGUGGAGCUCUUCUGGCUGUAGAAAUCUACGACAUUGCAGUGAAUGCAUUAGACAUUGCAGUUGAUUGUGUUCAGUUUCACAUUGACAGUAAGGUGGUAUUAGGCUACAUAAAUAACCGUGUCCGACGAUUCUACAUGUAUGUGAGCAAACGUAUUGAACGUAUACUUAGGACUACAACGCCUGAACAAUGGACAUAUGUACCCACUCACAUGAACCCUGCAGAUUGUGCUACCCGCUCGCUUCCUGCAAGUCAGAUGCAAAACAGCCCCUGGUUGCAAGGACCUGUUCAACUCUACAAGAAAGGUCAGAACGAGGUCAAGCUGGACAACAGUACAUUUUCUCUUGUUGACCCAGAGAAUGAUAAGGAAAUCAAACUAGCUCUGGCUGUUCAUGUAGUGAAGUCUUCUAUCGAGGACCAGUGCAUAUUUGGAACCCAUAGAUUCAACAAGUUCUCAUCAUGGACUGCUCUUGUAAGAGCAUUUGCCUUUCUACGGAACAAAGUGUGUGCCUUCAAACAGAGGAAUGUUGGCAAUAGUUCCCACUUAUGUGUUGACUACAAGGCUGUUGAGACAUUUCAGUUAGUUGAACGAUGGAUUAUUGAGAGAGUUCAAAGAGAAACAUUUCCUGAGGAGUACUCAUGUUUACUUGACAAAAGGACUCUAUCUCGUAACCGCUCGUUGCUUACCUUGGAUCCGUUCCUCAAUCAGCAUGGUCUGAUUUGUGUUGGUGGACGUCUCAGAGAUUCCGACUUAGGUAAACACGAGAAGUUUCCAGUGAUUCUUCCACGCAAGCACCACAUUAGUACCUUGCUAGUACGACACUACCAUGAACAAGUAAAACAUCAGGGCCGUUUCUUCACGGAAAGCAUGAUACGAUCCGCUGGCUUCUGGAUCGUAGGUGCCAAGCGCUUGAUCUCUUCAGUGAUUCAUGCAUGUGUAAAGUGCAAAAGACUCCGUGGGAGGCUAGAAACCCAGAAGAUGGCUGAUCUUCCAGUGGACCGUGUCAGUCCCGCUCCUCCUUUUAGCUACACAGGAGUUGAUGUGUUUGGACCUUGGUCAGUGGUGACAAGACGCACCAGAGGCGGACAGGCUAGCAGUAAGAGAUGGGGUGUGAUAUUUACGUGUCUAAGCAUACGGGCCAUUCAUAUGGAAGUAGUAGAGGAAUUGUCUUCUUCCUCAUUUAUAAAUGCCCUGAGAAGAUUCACAGCUAUCAGAGGUCAAGUGAAGGAAUUAAGAUCCGACCGUGGAAGAAAUUUUGUUGGCUGCACUAAAGAUCUUCAGAUUGAGGCAAUCAAUGUUGAGGAUGCUGAAAUGAAGAAGUUUUUGUUCGACAAGGGAACAGUUUGGCGCUUCAACCCACCUCAUUCAUCCCAUAUGGGAGGGGUUUGGGAGCGCAUGAUCAAGACUACCAGAAACAUUCUAGAUUCCAUGUUGUCUGAAGUGAGUGACAAAAAUUUGACGCAUGAAGUGCUUACUACCUUUAUGUGCGAAGUGUGCACCAUAAUCAAUGCGCGACCAAUCGUUGCGAUCACCUCAGAUCCUACGAACCCAUUCUUACUUAGUCCAUCAACCUUACUUACUCAAAGGACAAGUGCAGAUGUACAACCCUUUGUGGACCUGAAUCCGAAGGACAUGUAUAAGGAACAGUGGCGUCGAGUACAAUAUCUUGCCGAACGUUUCUGGAAUCGCUGGAAGCAAGAGUAUCUGCAGACCUUACAACCUAGAAGGAAAUGGCAGUGUGACAAGACCAACUUGAAUCGUGGUGACACUGUUUUGUUGAAAGAACCCGAGAGCCACAGAAACAACUGGCCACUUGGAAUGGUGGAAAACGCUAUUUGUGGAAAAGAUGGUCGUGUUCGAAAAGCGGAAGUUCGCAUUACCAAGAAUGGCUUCUCAAAGACAUAUACAAGACCGGUGACUGAACUUGUUCUGCUUUUGAGUGACAAGGGAAAUGAUCUAGACACUUCCACCAGUGACAAAGAAUAA